Molecule: messenger RNA, 2930 nt
Organism: Symsagittifera roscoffensis
Lineage: Eukaryota; Metazoa; Xenacoelomorpha; Acoela; Convolutidae
Product: acid phosphatase type 7-like
Exons: 5
Coding region: 1399-2721 (440 amino acids)
Molecular function (GO): metal ion binding; acid phosphatase activity
Source: RefSeq, a predicted model, not a curated record
UUAUAAGAGUCUGUUGUAUUUAGCUUAGAUCUCCAGAAACUUCUGAAUGAUUUCCGAUGCAGGGCAUUGGAUUUGUUUCUUAAUGAGUUUUUGAUCGUUUUUCUUUCUGCUUUUUCAGGCUCGAAAACUAAUCUUCCGUUAAUGGCUUUAUUGUUCCGACUUUUGAAGAAAGUGAGGAAUAUAUAUGCCAGGGGUAUGUGUUUUUAUUCAGACUAAUUUUAGAAAAGUUGACUGCGUAUGGGCAUCGAUCUGAAAAUCUUCGGAUUGCCAAGCGAGUAUGCUUGCACUAGACUAAAGCGGGACUUUGCUGCUGGAAUAAUACUUCGAUUCUUUGAUUAAAAUUUUGUUUCAUUAAAAUUCAAGCGAAAUAAAGAAUUCCAAACUGAAUUGGGGCGAACCAAUUGCUGCUAUGAAUUUGAAUAAAAAAUCACGUUGUUGUUCCGACUUUCAAAGUCGAAAGUGAAGAAUAUAUAAGCCUGGGGUGAUUUUUUAUUCAAAUCGAUUUUAUGAAAGUUGACUGCGUAUGGGAAUCGAUCCAGAAAUCUUGGGAGUGCCGAACGAGUAUGCUUGCAAUAGACUAAAGUGCCACUUUGUUGCUGGAAAAGUACUUCGAAAGUUUGUUUCAAUACGCAAAAUGUUUAUGCGUGGUAAAUUAUUCGUAAUCACAAUCCUUUCAAAUUGAAUUGAAGCAAGCUAAUUGGUCUUACUAAUUCCAUAAACGACUCAAACUUCAACACUUUGAUAUUAUCAGUCUAAAUUUGUAAUUUUCAGGGCCUAGUCCUGAUAUGAGCAGUCUUGCUUAACCCUGUUUUGGAUUCGCCCCAUUUUUGGGGUUCUCGUGAGAUGCGUGGUAACCCGCGAGGCCCUCAUUCGUAUCCGACGACAAUUCGUAACAGAAAAAGCGGUGAACACUGAUUUGCGUGCAGUAUACUUUUCGUUCCAAACAUAAGCGCAGUGCUUGCAUUUGACACCAGAGGCGCAAUGCUCUCGAAUCAGUGACAUCUAUUUAUAAACACGAUACCAAAAGUAUUUGCGAAAGCAAUCAUUUUGAUUCUAGUUCAGCAGAGCCAUAGUUUGCAUAGGUGGCGCGAUACGUCACUAAAACAACCAGUUCUGCUCAGGUUAGAGUUGCUAUUUGUAAUGCUUAAAUUUCUAACUUGAAUUAAUAUUUGUGGAAUGCGCUAGUUUAAUCAGCAUAUUUUUGAUUUCACCGGAUAGCACUUAUGUUUGUAAAACUUAUUUAACUGUUUGUUUUGAACUGUUCAAAUAGCUAUCACAGUUCAGGUUUAGUUUGCAAAACUGAUGAUCCCUGAUCAAUCAUAAAUCAUAUCAGUUUAUUUAUUUCUGAGAAAUAAAAACAAUCUGUAAAAUUCGUAAGAUUUGGUUUGGGAAUUCGUAAUGAAUCCUUUGUUUUUCGUUUUUGGGAUUUUCGCUUUGUUGGGCUCAUCUCACUGUGACAAUGACACUGACCACUCGCCUCAACAAGUUCAUUUGUCGUACACUGGUCAACUGGACUCCAUGUUCGUGACCUGGGCCACCUUGACUGACGUAGAAGGCAACGGAUCAGUGACCUUUUGGGCAUCUUCAGGAGGGGAGAACAGUUCAGUUACAGUGGAUGCGUCCAAGACCAAGCUGAGUCACGAGAAAGAUGAUGGGGCAUAUAGGUACACGUGGAUCUUCAGGGCAACUAUGCAGCCACUAGAGCCGGACACAGUUUACGAGUACAGUGUCCAAAGUGGAGACCGAAAAAGUGACUCGUUCACCUUCAAAACAUUCUCAGAUUCAGACUCGUUCAAGCCCAAGUUUGCGAUCUACGGAGACUUUGGAAUAGAGAAUCACGUGUCCAUGUUCAAACUGAUUCAGUACUUGAAUGCGAGUGAGUAUCAGAUGGUGCUGCAUAUAGGGGACUUCGCCUACGAUAUGAACGAGAAAAACGGAGUGCAGGGCGACGUGUUCAUGGACAUGAUUCAACCCGUAGCCAGUAGAGUGCCAUACAACGUGGCUGUGGGCAACCACGAAGAAUUCAACAAUUUCACAGAAUAUUCUGGAAGGUUCACUUCUCCAGGACCCAGUGUGUUCUACAACAGCUUCGACGUGGGCCCAAUCCAUUUCGUCUUGUUCAGCUCCGAGUUCUAUUUCUACACUAAUUACGGAUUGGGACAACUCCAGGCCCAAUAUAACUGGCUUGUUGACGAUCUCGCCAAAGCCAAUACCGAACAGGCGCGAAACGAGCAUCCUUGGAUUGUGGCUAUGGCCCACCGGCCCAUGUACUGCAGCAGCCACGACGGAGACGACUGCACAAAGCACGACUCUAUCAUGCGAACUGGAUACGAGCACGAACUGUACAAACUGGAGGACCUCUUUUUCAAAAACGGAGUCGACCUUCAAUUCUACGCACACGAACACGAUUACGAACGACUCUACCCAAUAUAUGACUAUGCGUACCAGAAAGUGAAGAAUGCUAGUGUGUAUAUGGACACUAGAUAUCCUGUUCACGUGGUCACUGGCGCGGCGGGAUGUCGCGAGGACCAUGAUCCGUUCACGAUUCCGAAACCGAAGUGGUCUUUUUUCAGGUCGAACAAUUACGGCUUUACCCUCAUGGGUGUGGAGGAUAAAUUGACCUUGAAGAUACGACAGUUUUCAGUCGUGAAGGACGAAAUCAUUGAUGAGUUCAUGAUUUCGAAGUCAGAUGUUUUCCCUAAUUUCGACUGGGAUCAUUAGGCGCCCCAAGUAUGAGCUAUUCUGCUUGAUCACGGAUUUGGAAUUAAUAUCCAUGGGGUUAUCGAUACCCACAUGCGAUUGAAAUAGUUUUUUCAUCAAACACAGUAGUAAAUAGAACGGAGAUUAAUAGCAUAUUUUAGAAACAUUAUAUAGAAUUUUCAGUUCUUGAAGAAAUACUCAGAUGUUUAAUUGAAAAUAAUUCAAUUUUC